This is a messenger RNA of Penicillium verhagenii, 945 nucleotides long. RefSeq names its product SDR family NAD(P)-dependent oxidoreductase. The record is from RefSeq and is a predicted model, not a curated record. The transcript is spliced from 4 exons. Gene Ontology annotation, molecular function: oxidoreductase activity. NCBI's taxonomy places the organism in Eukaryota, Fungi, Ascomycota, Eurotiomycetes, Eurotiales, Aspergillaceae. The coding region runs from base 1 to 945 and encodes 314 amino acids.
AUGUCCGCCGCUGCACGCCAGCGUCUCCAGGCUUUAAGUCGACAGCUUGUGGAGGGCAUUCCGGACGAGGGCACCUUUGAGGGCAUUCCCCGAGUUCGCCAUGUUGCUUCAGACUCAGCUGGCCCCCGUACAAAGGACAAAGUAGUAAUCGUGACUGGUGCCAACUCACCGAACGGUAUUGGCCGGGCUAGUGCGCAUCAAUUUGCCAAUAAUGGAGCUAAGGCAGUUUAUAUCUGCGAUUAUAGCGACACCCACCUCGCAACCCACAAGCGGGAGAUGGAAUCUCUCUACCCAGGAGUCGAUGUGCAUGUACGACAAUUUGAUGCAGCGGAUGAGAAGGCCCUGGUGGCCGUUAUCGAUGAAGUGAUCGCCAAAUACGGCCGCUUAGAUAUCUUUUUCGCCAAUGCCGGAAUAGUGGGACAGCCGAAGAUGUUUACAGAUCUUGAUGGAGACGGGUUCAUGAACACAAUGAAAACCAAUGCCCUUGGUGUGUUCCUCGCAGCCAAGCAUGCCGCUCCAGCUAUGAAAGUGACCUCCGCGUCUAAGCCACACCCAAGCGGCUCAAUUAUCUGCACCGCAUCGGUUGCUGGAUUACGAUCUAAUGCCGGCUCAACAGAUUAUUCUGCUUCUAAAGCUGCAGUCAUAUCUAUCGCGCAAACAACCUCGUAUCAGCUUACAGGUACCGGUAUCCGGGUCAAUGCCAUUUGUCCCGGUUUGAUCGAGACGGGUAUGACGCAGUCCGUAUUUGACCAUGCACGGAAACGCGGUACAGAGCGCAAGAUUGGACAAUUGAACCCCACUCAGCGUGGUGCUGUUGCUGAUGAGGUCGCACGGGUGGCGCUAUUUUUGGGUAGCGAUGAGAGUAGCUACGUGAAUGGGCAGGCUUGGGCUGUGUGCGGUGGGUUGAGUGCUGGACACCCUUUCGUUCCUGGAAAGCUGGCAUAA